This is a messenger RNA of Morchella importuna, 1824 nucleotides long. RefSeq lists its product as uncharacterized. Lineage: Eukaryota; Fungi; Ascomycota; Pezizomycetes; Pezizales; Morchellaceae. Gene Ontology annotation, biological process: microtubule nucleation; vesicle transport along microtubule; centrosome localization. The coding region runs from base 1 to 1824 and encodes 607 amino acids. The transcript has 2 exons. Gene Ontology annotation, cellular component: kinesin complex; kinetochore; centrosome. The record is from RefSeq and is a predicted model, not a curated record. Gene Ontology annotation, molecular function: microtubule binding.
AUGCCGUCCAAGGACCCCGAAUCCGGUGACGUCCAGGAGGCACUCGCCUUCUACAAGUCGCAGAUCCACACGCUCGAGUCGGAGCUAGCCGACUUCCAAGCGUCGUCGCGGGAGCUCGAGCAGGAGCUCGAAAAGGAGCUCGAGGCGAGCGAGAAGCAGCACCGGGACCUGCGGAACAAGAAUGAGGCGUUGCGGUACGAAGUUGAAGAGUGGAAGAGCAAGUACAAGCAAUCCAAAGCCGAAGCCAACUCGGCCCAGAACCUUCUCCAGAAGGAGAUCACCACGCUGCGCGAGCAGAACCGGGCCAUCCAGCUCAAGCUGCGCGACAUCGAGGUCACCAACGACGACUUUGAGCGGCAGGAGCGCAUCGUAAAGUCCUCGCUCGAGGACCUCGAGCAAAAGUACAACAUGGGCAUCGAGCGCGGGGUCAUGCUCGAGGAGGAGAUCCGGCUGGGCGAGCAGGAGCGCGAGGGGCUACGCAUCGAGGUGCAGCGCCUGAGGGACGAGAUAUCAGACAUGAAGGUCGAGCAGGACAUCACGGUGGAGAAGCUCAACAACACGCUCGCCGUGGCGGCGCGGUACGGAAACGGCAGCCUGCAUCAUGUGCCCCCGCCGAGCCUGCAGUCCCCCAUGUCCGAGACAUCGUCAUCCGUCACCUCGCAUUCGCCCACCACGCCCACAACGGCAUCCGCAAUGUCCACGUCGACGCCGCAGUCGGACCACUCGCCGACCCCGCCGUCGCCACCAAUGUCUGAGAUCUCGACCACGACCUCCAACGCUAACGACCCCUCGCUCACGCCCCGGCCCCGCCACUUCCCCAAGUCCCGCCAGAACCGCGGGCCGUCGUUCAGCACCGCCAUCAACACCGCCAUCCCACUGCCGCCCUCACGAUCACUACACCAGAUCCGCGGCCUCAUCGGUCAGAUGCAGCGUCUAGAGCAGCGGGUGCACCACGCCCGCAGCAAACUUCCCGGCCCCGUCAACAACACCCCUCCCAAAGCCCAAACCCCCCGCAACUCCGGCUCCUUCAUCCCAACCGCCGGCACCGGCAUCAUCCUCCGCUCGCCCAAGAAGCACCGCUCACCCUCCACCACAUCAUCCGCCACCUCCGGCAGCGACACAUUCACCCGCCCCACACGCAUCUCCUACACCAAGCCCGACCGCCCCGCCUCCCGCGCCGCCGAGCGACCAGCCAGCCGCGCAGCCCUCGACCGCCCCGGCAGCAGAAUGGAACGACCAGGCGGAGGGCGAAACGGAAUGAUCGAGCGUCCGGCCAGCAGGGCGUCAAAUGCAUCCGCAACCACCUGCUCGUCCACGGGCCUGUCAGUCCCCGAGCGACCGCCGCACCGCCCCGCCAGCCGCAACUCUGCGCCGCCCCCGACCCGCGCAGCAACAAUGGGCCUGGGCACCCACGCCGAGUUCGGCAUGGCAGCGUUCGGGAACCGGAGGGAUCGCGCGAGUAUAGAUAGCUAUGCAGCCACUAACCACCACCACAACACCAAUAACAGCAACAACAGCAAUGGUAAUAAGAGCACAGAGCUCCCGCACAUCACGCCGGCGGCACGGAGGAACACGGUGGGGAAGGACCUGAGCUUGAAUCUGGGGCUGGGCACGAGCGCGAUUCCGAAGCCGGCGAGCGGGCUGCCGAGGAGGAACUUUGGCGCGAGGAGGAUCAGCAGUAGUACGGAUGGGAGUGACGAUGCGAUGCGGUAUGGUGGCCAUGGGGUGUUUGGUGCUGGGGGAGCGACGGCGACGGGAGGAGUGGGUGGUGGUGGGGUAGGGGUUAGGAGGAAGAAGUUGACUGGGGUGGGGGAAACUUAUUGA